AUUGGUUUUUUCUCUUUAGUUAAUCGUUCUCCCAUCAAUCGCAUUAUUUUCUUCUUCGUCGUCGUCACAACUUCUAAACCAGAAGCUCUCUGUGUCUUCCUUCUUCCUUGUGCGGUCAAUCAAAAACGAAAUCAUUCAUUCACAAUCUUCCCAGCGACCAAAACCAAUUCUUAGGGUCCUUCCCCGCCAGCCGUGUAAAAGAGAUGCGGUAUCUCGGGGAAGAAGUCCCUGGCACUGCUUCUCAAUUAUCAAUCUCGGUUCUUCCCCAAAACCCUAAUUCAACUCUCACCCAUGGCGAGGUUUUCAACACCGGCGCUCCAGGGUUGUUCAAUUGGCUGUUCGAGUGCCACGGAUUUUUGCACAACGUCACUCUGAUUCUAGCUUCCUUAGGUUUCAUGCUCUACCUCGCAUUCCAGGCCAGGAAGAGCUUCACCAAGCUCUCGAAUGGGAGAUCACAUAUAAUGGUUGCUUACUACGGUAGUCUCUGGCUCGUCAGCUCGCUCAACCUCUGUUGGUCCCUCUUACAGGCAUUGGAAUGCACUCCUGGAAAAGAACAAACAUGGAAUGUGCUAUCUCUGUUUACAACAUCUGGAAUGCUUUUUUUGGAAGUUAGCUUAAUUGCCUUCUUACUCGAAGGCAAUUACGUGAGUGGGUUGGACGCAAUGACAAAGACCUUCGCUGUCUCUGCAAUUGUAGUUGGGUUAGACAUACUUCUCAAGGCACUUUACUUGUUUGGGUUCGGGAUUCCCUUGUUUAUCGACAUUGGCGAGGACUCUAAUCGUAUGAAGUGGGGCCUGUGGGCUGUCCAUCGGCUAGUUCUUACUGCAGUUUACGGCUUCAUCCUUUUCAUGUAUCAUUCCAAGUGGAGGGAAAGGUUGCCUGCAAGACCUGCAUUCUACAAAUACAUCGUGAUAAUGUUUGCCGUGAACACUCUGGCACUCUUCGCCUGUGGGAUUAGUGGAAGCGGAUCUGGUUUCGGUUACUGGCUGUAUAGCACCACCAUAGUCUCAUACCAUGCCUUCUACCUCCCUCUGAUAUAUAUAACCUUUCUGGCAGACUUUUUCCAGGAGGAAGAUUUGCAUCUGGAGAAUGUGUACUACUCAGAAAUGAAAGAUGCCGGCUUCUUCGAUGCUGAUUGGGAAUAAAUUUAUGUGUAAUGAAGAGCUUCUGAUCAAAACUCCCGCAACCAUACUGUACAUAAUUAACUUCCUUUUAACUACGUAGGGUAAGAAGAACCGUAAGGUCCACAUAACUUGAAAGCACGUUUCAUUUCAUUUAUGCUUUCACAUAUAAAAUGUAGCCUUCUUCCCACCAUCAGGCUCUUUCUAGCUUCUGUGCAUCCAAAAAAUGCCCCAACUUUGGAUACUUUGUCUGAGGAUGAGCUUGUAGAAAUCUUUGGAUAUGCUAGUUAACAAGCAACCGCAUUUUCUUUUUUACAUUUAGAUGCCAUGAAAAUUUCGCACUAAAACAGUGUUCUAUUACAUGAGAGGAAGAAAGAGGUGAAAAGAAC
Messenger RNA from Linum trigynum, 1510 nucleotides. NCBI's taxonomy places the organism in Eukaryota, Viridiplantae, Streptophyta, Magnoliopsida, Malpighiales, Linaceae. The record is from the annotation of a GenBank genome assembly.